AAAAGGAGUGCCCCCCUGCUCAAAGUCCAAAACUUCAAACAAACAAAGUCCAAACUCCAGGCUCGCUUCCCCACAUGCCCCUUACCUUUUUCUUCUCGAUUAUGAAAAACACAGAAGCAUCCAAAAGCAAGGCUUCGGCGACACCAGGCUUGCUUCCCCACCCACCCCCAACACCUUUUUUUCUUCCUCGGUUAUGAGAAAACAGACGCAUCCAACAGAAAGGCCUAAGCGUACUUAUAUUAUCAUUAAUGGAAAAGUGCAAGAAAAUAAAAAAGAUUGAAAGAACAUGGGAGCUCGUGCUAGGUUGAAAGUUGAGAGAGAGAGAGAGAGGAAUCCCAGAGGUAGCGGCUGUCCCUAUAUCCUGCAUAGAUAUCUGCAUGGGGAUGCUCUUCUCAUCUCAGGCAACUCAAAUGUGAAAUGCCCCCUUUCGUGUUAUUAUUACAACAUAAAAAUCUAGCCUCUCCCUCUAGCCGAGAAAACACCAGAGCCUCUAUUUUUUUCCUCCAUCCUUCCGUUAUUUGUCUCCAUGGCUAGUUGUGCUUUGCUUGAUGUUGGUGUCAAUGGCAGUAGCAGCGACGAAAAUAGAGAUCGUAGUAAUAUCUUCAAAGGUCGAAUACCCUUGACCAGUGCCUCCAACACCAUUAAUGACGACGCCGGCACCUGCGAGGACCUGCCUCAGAUCAAUCGUGGUCUUCCGCAUCGCCAGCCCAACGGAAAGAUACUGAGGAAGAGGAUGGCCUCUGAGAUGGAGAUGGAGGUUCAGGCCACCUUUGCCACAACCACCGGCAAGAAUGAUUAUACGAGGUUAUCCUGUUCAAGUAUUAAUGCCACAAGCACCACCGCUGUGUCUUCCAUGGGUGGUGGCUCUUUCCCAGCGUUGGCAGCUAGCAACAAUAUUUGUGUUGCUUCGGGAGAUGCUUUCCUCAAACCAAGUCCAAAACAGACCAAGUACUACUCCACUUUGCUAGAUUCUUCCACGAAUUUGACCACUUCGAUUUCAGGCGGGGGCUCUUGUGGGGUUCUAUCUUGUGUUACACCUGCGAGCUUAAGUCAUGAUCAUGGCGACGAGAGGCUCUCGCUGCAGCAUCAGCAUUAUCAGCUCCUGAGCCAGGAUCCUGCUGUUUGUGGGUUCUCGGGCCUACCCUCGUUUCCUUCCGAGAGCUAUCAAAACAAUAAUAAUAAUAAUAAUAGUCACAGCAAUAUCAGCAGAAGCGUUCCUAACCGGAGUGGUGCCGUUGCUGUCACUCCUUCGACGGAAGAUAGCUCCGCCAAAGCGUGGAUCGACGGCAUCAUAAAAGAUCUAAUCCAUAGCUCCAACAACGUUUCAAUUCCACAGCUCAUCCAAAACGUGAGAGAGAUCAUCUAUCCUUGUAACCCCAACCUCGCCGCCCUCCUUGAGUACAAGCUCCUCUCCCUGACGCCACCCGACCCUUCGCCAAUCUACUCGGAGGGAAGAAGUGCGGCGGUUCAGCAGCAGCAGCAGCAGCAAGGCGGCCUGGUGCAAGGUUCUUCAGAGAGGAUUAAGUUCAAUCAAUUAGAUUCUGGUAAUUUUUCUUCUCCCAAGCAAAUAAAUCAAUUGUACUUGCACCGGGGAAUUGCACCGCUGCCUAGCGCUUCUCCUGAGCCUGCCGUCGACAAUCAUCACCGUCAACAGCAGCAGCAACAACCAUGCGCUUCAUCACGUCUUUCGUUGAAUCAAGUGCAGAAGCAGGGACAACAAGAACAGGAAAAUUCUUCAUCAGCGGAGACUGAAAGGCAAACAACGCCGACAGCUACUAACACUACAAGUAUUAGUAAUGGCGUCGCAAUCUAUUCGAGGGAGAAGAAGGAAGAGAUGCGUCAGCAGAAGAGAGACGAAGAGGGCUUACACCUUCUGACCUUGCUCCUGCAAUGCGCCGAAGCUGUAUCGGCAGAUAAUUUCGAGGAAGCGAACAUGACGCUGCUGGAGAUUUCCGAAUUGUCGACGCCCUUUGGCACGGCUGCGCAACGGGUGGCAGCAUACUUCUCAGAGGCAAUGUCCGCAAGACUGCUGAGCUCGUGCCUUGGAAUAUAUGCGGCGCUACCCCAUAGCCAGAGCUACAGCCAAAAGAUGGCUUCGGCCUUCCAGGUGUUCAACGGCAUCAGCCCCCUGGUGAAGUUCUCCCAUUUCACGGCCAAUCAAGCUAUACAAGAAGCAUUUGAAAGGGAAGAGAGGGUUCACAUUAUAGAUUUGGACAUCAUGCAAGGGCUCCAGUGGCCUGGCCUCUUUCACAUCCUUGCUUCUAGACCUGGAGGACCUCCUUAUGUGCGCCUCACUGGCCUUGGCACCUCCAUGGAUGCUCUCGAGGCUACCGGCAAGCGCUUGUCGGAUUUCGCCGACAAAUUGGGACUUCCAUUUGAGUUCGUUCCUCUGGCGGAAAAGGUCGGGAACAUAGAUCCGGAGAGGCUGAAUGUCAGCAAGAGGGAAGCACUCGCCGUCCACUGGUUGCAACAUUCCCUUUAUGAUGUAACUGGUUCAGACACCAAUACGUUGUGGCUUCUGCAGAGGUUGGCUCCAAAAGUGGUGACAGUGGUAGAACAAGACCUGAGUCAUGCAGGCUCCUUCUUGGGAAGGUUUGUGGAGGCAAUACACUACUACUCGGCGCUUUUCGACUCGUUAGGGGCAAGUAGCUACGGGGAGGAGAGCGAGGAGAGGCAUGUGGUAGAGCAGCAGCUGCUAUCCAGGGAGAUUCGGAACGUGCUGGCGGUCAGGGGGCCGUCGAGAAGCGGAGAGGUGAAGUUCCACAGCUGGAGGGAAAAGCUCCAGCAGUGUGGGUUCAAGGGCCUUUCUUUGGCUGGGAAUGCCGCCACCCAGGCAACCUUGCUCCUGGCCAUGUUUCCUUCUGAAGGUUAUACAUUGGUGGAGGACAAUGGCACGCUCAAGCUUGGCUGGAAGGACCUUUCCUUGCUCACUGCUUCCGCCUGGAGGCCAAAUUUCCUUGCCGCUACUGAUUUUUGAUUUCCAGUACUAUUUGUUCCUUCCAAUGCAAGAAAAUCCAUGCACUUAGCUGUCUAACUUCCCUCAAUGAUAAAUAAUUAUGCCUCUAAAAUUGUUGCCCCUUUCAAGUCAAUUAUAAGGGCUCAAUUCAUCUCA
Messenger RNA from Carya illinoinensis, 3112 nucleotides. Its product is annotated as protein SCARECROW-like. The transcript is spliced from 3 exons. Gene Ontology annotation, biological process: asymmetric cell division; gravitropism; radial pattern formation. Gene Ontology annotation, cellular component: nucleus. Lineage: Eukaryota; Viridiplantae; Streptophyta; Magnoliopsida; Fagales; Juglandaceae. The coding region runs from base 527 to 2977 and encodes 816 amino acids. Gene Ontology annotation, molecular function: DNA-binding transcription factor activity; sequence-specific DNA binding. The record is from RefSeq and is a predicted model, not a curated record.